AUGGUGUAAACACCACAAGGUGUAUGUUAAACCAUGGAAUGGAGACUCAAAAGUCAGAAUGGCUACUAAAUCAGCAACGUUUGAGCCUAUUGGGACAACUCUACUUGAAGUUGCACUAGGACCAAAGCGAUUCGCUCAAAAGUUUGUCGUUGUGGACGAGUUAUCGACUACUGCUCUGCUAGGAGUGGACUUUCUAUAUCGAGCAAAAGUUUUGAUCGACCUUCAAGGAGAAAACAUCUCUUUCAAGGACAACCAAUCGCACCUGAAGAUUAAGAUUUCUUUGUGUAAAGGGAAUGAUCCAAGGGAUCUUUUGCAAAUAGCACCACAGUUUCUACGUAUCGUGGAUGAUGAGGUUCGCAUCGCACCCCUGCAUGAAAGGACAGUCGUUGUCACUGUCCGUAAGGCAUCACCUUAUUAUCGCUUUAAUGUUGAUGGAAUUGUUUCCGCAUUAUCUUCUGCUACCACUAAAUAUGGUAUUUGGGCUGCUCGAAUGCCAAGCAGACUGGGAGAAGGAACAACGACAAUUGUUCUAGCUAACUUGUCUGAUAAAGAGGUCAUACUACGACAAGGCUAUGCGGUCGCCAACUUUGAUGCACAUGCGCUGCGAAAGUUUGGUGAUCGAUUGGAAGACCUAAAUGUGAUUGAAGUAACACCGUCUCUGGACGAUGAUCCUGUUAUAGCACCGAAUUCGAACCACAACACGUGGAAAUCUAAUUCCACUGUGGAACCUACUUCAUCCAACAAAAUCGAAGUAGAUAUGAACCUCGCGUGGGAUAAGUUGGACCAACCCACUUAUGCAAGGAAUUCUAAUGAGUUGGAGUUUGUCGAUGGAUGGCCGAAAGGUUUGAACGUCGAUAAGGUUCUGAAUAGACUGAACAUUGACCAGCAGACAGACUUGAAAGCGUUAUUGUUUCAAUAUCGCGAGGCAUUUGCAUCAAACCCUGAUCGACCAACGCCAGCAAAUGCCGUACACGGUAUUGAUACCGGUACUUCUGGACCAGUUAAAUCGCGUCCAUAUAAAGUGGACCACAGCAAACGCCAGUACAUUGCUGAACGUAUAGAAGAACUACUUCAUAACAAAGUGAUUCGUCCAUCGCGAAGCCCUUGGUCGUCACCAGUAGUACUAGUUCCAAAAAAGGAUGGUAGCAUACGUUUUUGCGUUGACUAUCGAAAGCUAAACUUGGCAACAAUCAAGGAUAGUUAUCCAUUACCACUACAAGAAGAUUUGUUAAACAAUGUCGACAAGACCUGGUAUACCACUUUGGAUCUUGCUGCUGGUUACUGGCAAAUCCCAGUUGCUGAAAAAGAUAUUGAAAAGACCGCCUUCGUUACUCAUGAGGGCUUAUACGAGUUUUUGGUUAUGCCGUUUGGGUUGACGAAUGCGCCUGCCACGUUCCAAAGGGUGAUGGAUAUGGCUCUCGUAGGAUUGAAAUGGCAGUGUUGCCUAGUGUAUUUAGAUGAUAUAAUCGUCUUUUCAAAUACGUUUGAUCAACACUUACAAGAUAUUGAAAAAGUGUUAAAAAGGUUACUAGAACAAGGUCUCUCUCUCAAAGCGUCGAAAUGCAAUUUUUGCGCCGAGGAAGUGGAGUACUUAGGACAUAUUGUUAGUCGCCAUGGUAUUCGACCUGGUAAUAGAAAAGUUCAAGCUGUACAGGAGUUUCCGAUUCCGGAGAACGUGUCAGCUGUGAGAUCGUUCUUGGGUUUGACAUCAUACUACAGACGAUUUAUUCCAAAUUAUACUAAGAUCGCUAGUCCGUUGUUACAAUUACUUCCUCAUGAUGUUGUUUGGACAUGGACUGACUCUCAGAGUCACGCCUUCGCGGUAUUGAAAGAGGCAUUAAUAUCUGCGCCGAUUUUAGCAAUGCCUAAAUCUGGACGACCGUACACUGUACAAACCGAUGCAUCAUUGCUUGGUCUGGGAGCAAUCCUAUCCCAAAAAGAUGAACAUAAUCAUGAGCGAGUCAUCGCCUAUGCUUCACGAGUUCUUUCCCCUGCUGAAAAGAAGUGGGAUACUAGAGAGUUGGAAGCUUUGGCC
Molecule: messenger RNA, 2035 nt
Organism: Synchytrium microbalum
Lineage: Eukaryota; Fungi; Chytridiomycota; Chytridiomycetes; Synchytriales; Synchytriaceae
Exons: 1
Source: RefSeq, a predicted model, not a curated record